Molecule: messenger RNA, 540 nt
Organism: Erythranthe guttata (spotted monkey flower)
Lineage: Eukaryota; Viridiplantae; Streptophyta; Magnoliopsida; Lamiales; Phrymaceae
Product: pectinesterase inhibitor-like
Molecular function (GO): enzyme inhibitor activity
Source: RefSeq, a predicted model, not a curated record
AUGGAAUUUCACUUUGCUCCAUCGAAUGUUUCGAAAUUCAUUUUCCUAGUCACUUUACUCAUCGUCACAACAAACGCACAAAACAAUAAUCUAUUCUCCGACAUAUGUCCGAAAUCGAAAAACCCUAGUGCGUGUCUCUCUCUUCUGAAACACGAUAAUAGGACCAACAAAGCCACUUCGGUUCAAGCUCUCGGAAUCGGCUCUCUGAGUAUAGCAAUAGACCAAUCCAUAUUAUCGGUGAAUCUUCUAGAUAAUUCACUUAGAAAAAAAUUUCUUCCCGAUAAAGAGACUUAUUUGUAUGUAAAUUGUCGCAAUUAUUACAAGUUUGCCCUGGUGAGGCUAAGUGAAGCGAAAAAGGAAUUUGGAGAUAAUAAAUUUUCGUCUGCAAGAAGAAAAGUUGCGGUAGUAGUAAAUGCGGCCGCUUCUUGCCGAAGAAUCGGGUCACCGCCACCUGGAAUUAAAAGUGCGAUUGAUAUGUCGGAUAUUAUGUUUAACAUUGCUUAUGUUAUCAUGCAGGAGGCCGAUGGCAAGAAAAUCUGA